UCCAAGAAGAGUGUGGGCAAAGAAGAUGGGAAUCUCGGGGCCUUCCAGCUGGCAAGAGACUCACAGCUAGUACAAGCCUUGGGACACAAGGUUAAUGCUAAGUCAGCCAGCAGUGGAUCGACUACUCAUCUAGCUGUUUCUGGAGCUAGAGAGGCACCGAGUCCCGCCCCAGCGGCCCCUUUACCAUCCCCGUUUGCUCUCAGCACCAGUGGUCUGUCCGGGACCGCCUUGACCUAUGCGUCAUGGAUAGUCCCAUCGAGAUCCAAGGAUGAACAGAUUGUGAACGAGGCGCUCACGGAACUCCUGCCGAUUGACUUCCGCUCGAGGACCUUUCACAAUUCUACAGGAAAAGGAUUGUUGUUGAUGAAACGUUCGCCAUUGUUGAGGCAAAAGCGCCGAGUCGAGACCGAAGGCGUCAGCCUUUAG
Messenger RNA from Penicillium bovifimosum, 426 nucleotides. RefSeq lists its product as uncharacterized. NCBI's taxonomy places the organism in Eukaryota, Fungi, Ascomycota, Eurotiomycetes, Eurotiales, Aspergillaceae. The annotation marks the transcript as partial. The transcript has 4 exons. The record is from RefSeq and is a predicted model, not a curated record.